AUGAGUUUUUAUCCCGGUACAACGGAACGUGUCUGUCUUAUAAUUGGAUCGUUCAAUGGUAUUAUCACUGUGCAUAAUUAUGUUAUGGAUCGAAUCAUGGAAAAGCCAGAUCCCAAUCCGCAUACAACUGGAGAAGGUAGACUCAAUGUAGAACGUCAUAAACAGGUCAAAAUUCUUGUACCGAACAGUACAGCUGGUAUGGUUAUCGGUAAAGGCGGGUCAUACAUUCAAGAAAUUAAGGAAAAAACAGGAGCUUAUGUACAAAUUUCACAGAAAUCACGUGAAUUCAACCUUUUAGAGCGAUGUAUCGUCAUUGCCGGUGAGUUAGAUCAAACAAGAGCAGCUGUUCAUCUUAUUCUGGGUGUCAUUGCUGCAGAUCCACAGUCAGCUAGUUGUCCAAAUCUUUCGUACCAUGAUAUUCAAGGACCAGUGGCCAGUGUUUAUCCAACUGGUUCACCAUAUGCAAUUCCAAUCAUUCCUUACUUAUCGAAUCCUGUCGCCUUACCUACUUCUGUGGAUGCAAACUCUGCGGCAGCGGCUGCAGCGACUAUGAUGGCUGCAGCUGCAGCUUUUAGACCUGGCCCAUCUUCACAGACUGGAAAUGCAUAUAUUUCUUCUCAAGAGACUGCAUUUGGGUUCUUCCCACCUAACUUUCCACUAACGCCAGAUGUAACAACUCUUGCAGCUUUAGUGUCAAAUCAAACAGCUGGAUCGAUUAUUUUGCCUUCUAUGCUUCCCAGUAUCGUCAAUGGUAGGACUUCUGGCAGUAGUACAUCUGGAGAUUUGUUUUCACAAACUGGUAAUGCACCAUGGUCUAAUGUUCCUGGUCAGACUGGAUUCGAUGCGACAGUACCGGAUCCAAAUGCAACAGGAUUGGGAGUAUCAGUUGCACAGCACGCUUUAACUGGUUCGUUCGUCUGUAAACCACAAGACUCUCAGCCAAAUCGUUCAGCAGUAUCACCUCCAGUUUUCUUUCCUCCGUCUUCAUUUAUCCCAGCACCACUUCGUAUGUCUCCUACAGCUUUACUUGGUUACCCAACACUUGGAUAUGGAAGUUUGCCUUCUCAACAGGGUCAUUUAACUCCGAGAGGUAUCCCUCCUUUAUCUGAAACUUGUUCUUCCCCGGUUUCCAGUACUUCAUCUACUUUCCCUUCAUUACUCACUUCUCCAUCAGUUGCUGCUAAUGUUGCACUAGCUGCUCUUUCAGCUGCUGCAGCAAUUGCAUCAACAACAACAACGUCGUCGUCACCAUUAACAACUUGUACAAAACCUUUACCUGUUUUACCUAAUCCUGGUGCAGUACUCGGCCUUUUACCAUGUUCUCCACUAUCAUCACUUGCAGUUGCUCCAAUUUUGCCUCAAGUAAUAUCUAAUGAUCCAAUUACAAUGUCAGUUCCUAAUCUACCAUCAGCGUCAUCAUUAUUGUUAUCACUUUCUGAAGGAAGUGUAAGUCCACAUGGUUUACACCAACAACCAUCUCUUGUUGCUAGUGCAACUUCAUCACCUCAGGCUACAGCUUUGCCUUCUCCAUCAACUUUACUUGGACUUCAUGGAUUACAAUAUUCUGCAUCACCUUUACCAUCAAAUAUGGUCAAUCCGUUAGGCAAUUAUGUUACAUGCAGGCGUGUUAUAUGUGUUCCAGAAAAUGUCAUUAGUAUUAUACUUGGCCAUCAAGGUCGAUCUAUUAUGGAUUUGCAGCUGGUCACGGGGACUGCAAUACAAAUAUCUCAAAAGAAUAUUUAUUUAACUGGUGCACAGAAUCGUACUGUUACAAUAACUGGACCUCAAGCUAAUGUACAAUGGGCAGCGAGUGUAAUUGAACAUAUAAUAGCUAUGGAGCACAUUAAACGAGAAUGUGGUUCAAACCAACAAUCAUUAACACCUGAAUCGGACUAUUUACUACAUGCUGGGAUAUCUUAUCCUUUCUCAUCCUUAUCGUCAGUUAUUGGAAGUUAUCCAGAAUACCAAAUAACGUCAGUGUCGAACGUACCUACAACAACGUGCGUUAUGAGUCCAUUGACUGUUCCUGUUACUACUAGUGUCAACGGUAAUACCAGUAAUAUUACGGGCUUGUCCUUUUCAUUAUCAUCUUGUGAAAUGAGUGGGGCAAGAAGAAGUGGUGUGUCAAGUGACUCAUUAUAUGUACAAAGUUCUAUUGACUCAGUCCCGGUGCAUGUAACAAAACGUGAUGAAACUAACUAG
Molecule: messenger RNA, 2202 nt
Organism: Heterobilharzia americana
Lineage: Eukaryota; Metazoa; Platyhelminthes; Trematoda; Strigeidida; Schistosomatidae
Source: the annotation of a GenBank genome assembly